This is a messenger RNA of Phyllotreta striolata, 1588 nucleotides long. The record is from the annotation of a GenBank genome assembly. NCBI's taxonomy places the organism in Eukaryota, Metazoa, Arthropoda, Insecta, Coleoptera, Chrysomelidae.
CCGACUCACCUGCGAUACGAAAUCGACUCGUCCGCAUUUCUUGAACAUUCGUUCGAAUAAAAAUAACAAACACGUAGUGCACUUAUGUCAGUGGGCAGCGUGGCGAGAGAGGCGGCGUCUAGGCGUAUAUGAUGCGAGUUAAAAAUAAAUGCAAACGUCUUUUUUGCAAAGGUUCGGAAUGUAACGUGAAUGCGGGCACCGAAAUGGAAGCGAUCCGGGAAGUAGGCGUAACGGAAUCGCGUUGGUAAAUGAAAAUCGCUCGAAUGGGCUCGCGAUUAUUAUCGUUAUAAUCGGAAAAAAGGGAUACAUUUAUGUGGCGAAAAUGAAGCUGAGCAAUCAGGAGAAGCGCGAAUUGGACAAAUUCACCAAAUUCCUGGCGUUGAAAUGCACGCAAAUCAUCGUACAGUCGAGGCUCGGCGAUAAAAUAUCGACGUUAUGUAGAGCUCAAACGACUGGAACCGAUUGGUUCAACCUGAACAUCAGCGAUCUACCGGAAGUGCUUGCGGAAACUAAACGAGUGCUAAACGGUGAAAUAAUCUCUUCGAACGUUCCCCUGUGCGUCGAAAUAUCCUUACGUACGACCGAAGGUGACCAUAUGGUGUUGGAAAACUGGUGCCUGGGAAUGUUACCCGAACAAUGCGAUCCUACCACUAGAAUCGUGCACACAAUCUACAACCGCAUGGGCACCCUGCUCAAGUCCCUGGUGUCGAUAACGCGAGCCGUGCCCGCGUACAAACUCUCCCGCCGACAGGGACCCGAUUCGUUCGUUAUUUGCUACCGGAUAUUCCUGGGGGAGCCGAUGGUGCGCUGCCUCGGCGAGGACUUUAACCAGGUGAAAAUCGGCCAGAUAUGCACGCCGAUCGGUACGCUGAAUCUAUCCGUGUCCUAUCGUACUAAAAUGACUAUAUCGCCCACGCAAACCGGACGCCAGAACUCUAUUAUGCUCAAAAGUGAUCACUUCAAUGCCAAAUUGAGCCCUAAAAGUAGAAAGCACAAGCAAAACGAGGAUAAAAUCCAAUCGUUGGGCAACACGAUGAAAACCGGCGCGUUCGCCGACAUGCAAAAGAAGAAAAUCGAAUCGUUGUUUAUCGUGCCGAACACCCCGUUCAGCGGGCUCUUCAAGGACCCCUCGAAGGGUCCGGACCGGCCGCAGGAGGACAACAUGGCCGACCGCGAAAACAACGAGAACGAAUCGCCGGAAAGGAACGGCAAUUCCGCCAUCGAUAACAAUCCCCCGACCAAACUAAAUUCGCUUACCAUGGUUUCGACCAACGACGAUUUCAUUAUGGUUGACUUGAAAACCCCGUUUGCCAGUACGAACGAGAAGAGCGAACUGGGAAAGUUCUAUAGGGAAUGGCAGGCGGCGCCGCCUUUGCAGACGUUCGUCGAAGAAUUGUCUCCUUUGGACGAACUCGACGUCACGAAGCAAUUGGAAACAUUUGAGUCUGAUUUAAACGAAUUCGAUACUGUUGUACAGUCGUUGUGCCGAUCGGCGAUCAACUAACGGAACGUUCGGUUUGUUUCAUUUUUCUUUUCACUUUUUAAAGAAAUAUUUAUACUUUAUAAUAAAGCUUAUUUAUCGCGUUAA